Melanotaenia boesemani (Boeseman's rainbowfish) is the source of this 1720-nucleotide messenger RNA. RefSeq names its product saccharopine dehydrogenase b (gene sccpdhb). The record is from RefSeq and is a predicted model, not a curated record. The transcript has 12 exons. Gene Ontology annotation, biological process: glycolipid biosynthetic process. Bases 31 to 1320 code for a protein of 429 amino acids. NCBI's taxonomy places the organism in Eukaryota, Metazoa, Chordata, Actinopteri, Atheriniformes, Melanotaeniidae. Gene Ontology annotation, cellular component: lipid droplet; plasma membrane; mitochondrion.
UGCCAGGCGGACGUUAUCGCAAGGCAAACAAUGGCGGACAUAACACCCAGCAGACCGUACCAUAUUAUCAUUUUCGGUGCCACGGGGUUCACCGGACAGUUUGUUGUUGAGGAAGUCGCUCGUUGUGCCGCUGAGGGUCCCAGCGGAAGCUCUCUGAAAUGGGCUGUGGCCGGGAGAAGCAGACGGCGCCUGGAAGCAGUGCUGAAUCAAGCCGCGGGGAGGUUGUCUAUGCCAGAGCUGAGUACAGAAAUUGAGGUCAUUGUUGCAGAUGUAUCUAAUGAAGAAUCACUGGCCAUCAUGUGCCAACAAGGAGUAGUGGUACUUAACUGUGUGGGCCCAUACAGAUUUUAUGGCGAACCAGUGGUCAAAGCUUGCGUAGAAAAUGGAGCUCACUACAUUGACAUCUGUGGGGAACCUCAGUUCCUAGAGCGUAUGCAGCUGGAUUACCACACUAAAGCUAAAAACAAAGGGGUGUAUGUGAUCGGCAGCUGUGGGUUUGACUCCAUACCAGCAGACCUGGGGGUUCUCUACACACAGAAGCAGUUCAAAGGAACUUUGACAGCAGUGGAGAGCUUCCUGAGAAUUAGCAGCGGGCCGGAGGGUUUCUCUGGCCACGAUGCCACUUGGCAGUCAGCUGUUUAUGGCUUUGCAGACAGUGGAUCGCUCCGCCAGUUGAGGAAGAAGUUUGGCCACAAGCCGCUGCCUGUUGUAGGAGCCAAAGUGAAAAAGAGGGGUCUCUUGUUUUUCAGUAAGGAGAUGGAGCAGUAUGGCAUCCCAUUUCUGGGCUCUGACCCUUCAGUGGUGAAACGAACCCAGCGUUUCCUCUACGAGGAGCAGCAGCAGUCACCAGUUCAGUACAGUGCCUAUGUUGGAGUCGGUGGUGUUUUCUCAGUCGUCAAGCUUCUGUGUGGUGGUCUGCUCUUCUGGUUCAUGGUCAAAUUCAGCUUCGGAAGGAAACUCCUCACCAUGUUUCCAUCUUUCUUCUCCUUUGGUUUUUUCACCAAGGCUGGUCCAACAGUGAAGCAGAUAGAAGACACCUGCUUCAGCUUAACAUUUCUGGGGGAAGGCUACUCAGAGGGGGCUGAUCCCUCACAUGGACUACCCAAUGCCAAGAUCUGCACUCAGGUAGUUGGAGCAGAGCCCGGUUAUGUAGCCACGGUUUCUGCUCUGGUCCAAGCUGCUGUGACCUUGUUGAAUGAGCUGCACUCUCUCCCCAGCAGAGGAGGCGUUUACACUCCGGGAGCUGCCUUCUAUAAAACCAGUCUGAUCAACCGCCUGCACAACCACGACAUCAAGUUCUCCAUAAGAAGUUGUCCAUAACUCUGUGGUAGAGGUCACACCACUGUCCACUGAGCCCAAUAAAGAUGUUUCAUGACUUUUUAUCCAGUCAGUGUAUUCACUGUAAAAUAUUUCAACUUUUUAUUAAUGUGUGGUGGAAAAAAAGGUUCAAGGACACUUAAGAAAAUUCUGCAGCUGCCAACAUGCAGCCAGAUGUGCCCCUACCAAAGUUAAUAAUCACUUUGCUUUUCAGUGCACAUCAAAAUAGUUUUAAUUAUAGAAGAAUAAAAAGUUUAAUUCUCCCUAAAACGUUGUUGUACAUUUUCAGCAUGCAUCUUUUUUUCUUUUCUUUAAGUUUAUGAAUUAAGAAGCUGGUUUCUACUUGGUGAACUAUUUCCUACAUUUUUUGCAUGUUGUGAUGACAUUACAAAAAUCUGGGAAC